GGCCCAGGAGGCGUUUCCGCCCGCCAUUGCAGGGAUGGCGGGGUCUCUCGGCGGGAUGUUCUCCGGGCAGCCACCCGGUCCCCCGCCGCCCCCGCCGGGACUCCCAGGCCAGGCGUCGCUUCUGCAGGCAGCGCCUGGGGCCUCGAGACCGUCCAGCAGCACUUUGGUGGACGAGUUGGAGUCGUCAUUCGAGGCUUGCUUUGCUUCCCUUGUGAGUCAGGAUUACGUCAAUGGAACUGAUCAGGAAGAAAUUCGAACUGGUGUUGAUCAGUGUAUUCAGAAGUUUUUGGACAUUGCAAGACAGACAGAAUGUUUUUUCUUACAAAAAAGGUUGCAGUUGUCUGUCCAGAAGCCGGAUCAAGUUAUCAAAGAGGAUGUCUCAGAAUUAAGGAGUGAACUGCAGCGGAAAGAUGCGCUGGUCCAGAAGCACUUGACAAAACUGAGGCAUUGGCAGCAGGUGCUGGACGACAUCAAUGUGCAGCACAAGAAACCGGCCGAAAUGCCACAGGGCUCCUUGGCCUUCCUUGAGCAAGCAUCUGCCAAUAUUCCUGCACCCCUGAAGCAGACCUGAGAGCACGCUGGGCUGCCAUGCAGCCUUGUGACCCUGCCAGGCAUCUUUCCUUCUAGACAUGCUGUAUUGGAGGAUCUCUGUGGGGUAGUGCCAUGGUGUUAGUGUAUGUUCUGCCCAGUUUUAUGAUUUAUUAUUUAUAAGGUAGGAUUUAAAUAGGAAGCCCCGGCUGACCUUGAACCUACAAUUCCCCUGCCUCAGCUUCUCUAGUUCUCUUACUUUAUAAAAUACCUGAAGCAUUGAUAGACCAAGUAAAGUUUGUUGGUUUGGUUUUUAAUUCUUUAGGGAAGUUUGGACUGUGGGGGUGAUCACACACAUUCUCACGUGGCCUUUGCCAUUUGUUUUGACAACAUUUGUCAUUUUGUGCCUUCAUCUCUUUGGUUUAUUUUAGUUGUGAGUUUGGUACAGCCUGAAGGAAAAGAUUUUUAAUAGUUUGAGAAGCCAGGGGAUAUAGAGUUUGGUGUCAUCCUUAACAACCACCCAUGGUAGUAUAGGCAAAUCUAUAGAUUUGCUGUUUCAAAACUUUGAACUACCUCACGAGGAAUCUGACUCAACAAUGCCACGCUUCCAGAGGGGCACAGCGUGAGCAUUUUUUGCAUGUGUGUCAAAAGUGGUUAAAAUGUGCUGCCACUGCGGUUAGCUGCGUUUUUGGGUCCUUUUUCAUUGUCUUGAAGGCACACACAUCAGGAGCACAUGCUGUGAUGGUCAGUGUAAGGAAUGGAGUCGCAGGAAGGCACAGGUGAGGUCUGAGGGCCAAAGGCUGGCUUGGAUUGUCUGAGUUUUAUAUGCUUGUUACUUAUUUUUUUCAGAGUAGAGUACCUCUCUUUACUCAAAACAAAAUAUUCUAUACCUCGUGAACAGUCAGUGCACCUCCAGCUUGUUUUUGAUCUUGCCCAUUUUGUUUUCUGGCGCCUUGAAUCCCUGGGCACACGCAUUGACGUCCACUCCCUGCCUAGUCUGGGGCAGCCAUCUGGUCCGUGAAGCUUCUGAAUGUCCCUUCACUGCAUCCCAGAACAUAGCCCUUUUUUUUUCAGCUUUAGUUCUCCAUAUGCAUUAUGAAUUGUGGCUGUCUCUGUGUUACUUGCUCUGCAGUAUGCCUGUGAGAAUUAGGCAUCUUCUUGAUUAUGCAGUAUUUUACUGUUUUCAUGUGUGUGCUUGGUUGUAUGAUAUUUAGCCCAUGGACCAAUGAGAACCAGCCUGAGGCCAUCAAGUCCCCUUAAUUAAAAUGUAUAAGUUAAACAGUGUUGAAAAAUUUAGGGUGGGCAUGGUGGUGUGUUUGUAAUCUAGCAUUUGGGAGGAAGAGGAAGGAGGAUCAGAGUUUAAUGCCAUCUUCAGCUACAUAGCAAGUUUUGAGACUGUUGUAGGUGACAUGAAAUCCUGUUUCACAAACCCCCACGGUGGAGGGGGGCCACCCACUUUAUCAAGCACUGACUGUCAGGUUUACAUUUGUGGAUUUCUUGGCUAAAACCUAAAUAAACUGAUGACAUUUUGGUUGGUGUUUGAAUAAUAAAGAUGAUGGUGAAAAUAC
Peromyscus leucopus (white-footed mouse) is the source of this 2096-nucleotide messenger RNA. RefSeq names its product mediator complex subunit 28 (gene Med28). NCBI's taxonomy places the organism in Eukaryota, Metazoa, Chordata, Mammalia, Rodentia, Cricetidae. The transcript is spliced from 4 exons. Gene Ontology annotation, cellular component: mediator complex. The record is from RefSeq and is a predicted model, not a curated record. Bases 35 to 571 code for a protein of 178 amino acids.